Messenger RNA from Alternaria ventricosa, 1587 nucleotides. RefSeq lists its product as uncharacterized. Gene Ontology annotation, biological process: transmembrane transport. The transcript has 3 exons. Gene Ontology annotation, molecular function: transmembrane transporter activity. The record is from RefSeq and is a predicted model, not a curated record. The coding region runs from base 1 to 1587 and encodes 528 amino acids. NCBI's taxonomy places the organism in Eukaryota, Fungi, Ascomycota, Dothideomycetes, Pleosporales, Pleosporaceae.
AUGGCUGCACGAUCCGAUUCCGUGAGGUCGGUAGACAAUGAGGGACAGAGGUCGAUUGAGUCUGAGAAGAAGAUUGGAGAGGUGGUUGCUUGUAGUGAUGCGGAGUCUGAGGGGCGGGGUGGCAGCGAUAAGAGCGAGGCGAUUCCGCUGAAGAUGAAGCUUAUUGCUGUUCUUUUGGUUACGGCAACGGGGUUUGGGUCGCAUUGGAGUAGUGGUGUUACUGGGGCGAUGAAGAGUACGGUCAAGAAGGAAUUGCAUAUCAACAAUGCGCAGUACUCCGUGUUGGAAGCCAGCGAGGAUUUCAUGAAGACCGCUUUGAUUCUUGUCAGCGGUCUUGUCACCGAUAGGAUUGGUGGUGCAAGUGCCAUGCUCUGGGGUAACGCCAUCUACAGCAUCGGCGCCAUCUUCAUCGCAGCCGCCACGACCGUCCGCUCAUACAAGUUCAUGAUCUUCGGAUCCAUCGUCCAGGCAUUCGGCGACAUAGCCACGCAAGUCGCGCAGUACAAAGUCUUCAGCUCCUGGUUCGCACCAUCCAAUGGCUUCGCAUCGACCCUAGGCUUCGAACUUGGCAUCGGCAAGAUUGGAUCUUUCGUCGGCAAGGCCACGGCAAACGUUAUUGCGAAGAACACUGGCGACUUCAGUUGGGUGUACUGGGUCGCUGUCUUCAUGAACCUCUUCACGAACGUUACUACUCUGCUAUACUGGUUCUUCACGCGCUGGUGCGGGAAGAAGUAUACUGGCACCGCCGAUCCCGCGACUGGAGAACAGCUCACGGAGAACAACAAGAAGUUUGAGUUUGGAAAGGUUCUGCGACUUCCUUGGACUUUCUGGAGUAUCGUUGCUUUCUCCCUCUUCCAGACCAGCACCGCCUCUGUCUUCGCUCAGAACGCAACCGAGUUCGCUGAGCAGCGCUUCGACAUGGACGCUGUCAAAGCUGGAUGGUACUCCUCCCUAGCACAAUAUCUGGGCUUCUUCCUCGUCCCAAUCAUCGGCAUCUUCGUAGACAUCUUGGGCAAUCGCAUCACCCUGAUGCUUGUCUGUGGCUUGGGUAUGCUCCUAUCCAUGUGUCUGGCCACAUGGGGCCCAACAUAUUCCGGCACCGCAGCUUCAUUCGGUAUCUACGGUGUCGCAUCCAUGUUUGGCCCGACUGUCAUCAUCGACUCGAUUCGCACGUCCAUGUGGUACCAAGAAGUCUUCGGUUCUGGCUAUGCUGUCAAGAUCGCCGUCAACAACGCCAUGUCGAUUAUUAUCCGUAUCAUCACGGGUGUCAUCCAAGAUCGGGAUGACAACUCUUACGAUAAUGUCGUUAUCGUGUAUGUUGUACUUUCCGCUUGCUCGGUCGUGGUCGCCGCGAGCAUGUUUGUCGGCUGCUUUUGGACGAGCGAUCUGGGGCACCUCCAGUGGACUAGGAGCCAGCGCAUUAGGAAGGGCGAGAUUAUCAAUGUGCGGAGGAAGGAGUUUGAGUGUGGUUCCGCCGGUGAGAGGAACAGGAAGAUCAGCUUGUCGUUGUUCGUUGCGCUGCUGUUCUUGGUCGUCGGCUCGUGGGCGGCUUACUUCUGGGGUGUUGCGACAGGUAACAAUGUCUGA